Oncorhynchus tshawytscha (Chinook salmon) is the source of this 5143-nucleotide messenger RNA. RefSeq names its product golgin subfamily A member 7. The coding region runs from base 314 to 787 and encodes 157 amino acids. Gene Ontology annotation, biological process: peptidyl-L-cysteine S-palmitoylation; protein targeting to membrane; Golgi to plasma membrane protein transport. The record is from RefSeq and is a predicted model, not a curated record. Gene Ontology annotation, cellular component: Golgi stack; palmitoyltransferase complex. Lineage: Eukaryota; Metazoa; Chordata; Actinopteri; Salmoniformes; Salmonidae. The transcript is spliced from 6 exons.
UUCGGAACUCGGUCCCAGAAAUCUCAGACUUCCGAGCUUUCAAAACAACAGAACUCGGAAGAAUUUUAUUUUAUUUGAAUGGUUAUCGAACUCGGAAUUCCAACUCGAACUCGGGCCUUUCCGAACUGAAGAUAACUGACGUCAUGAUUUUACCUCGUAUUUUUUCGAGUUCCCAGUCGUUUUGCACGCAGCACUAGAAAGAAGCACUAGUUCCGGAGUUGGAAUUCCGAGCUCGUUUUUCCUCGAGAUCCCAGUUGGUUUGAACGCGGCAGUAGUGAGCUAGCUGGAGGAAGGAACACUCACUCAGUCCACUAUGGCGGAGACGCACAGCUUACAGGAGCUGCAGCAACAAGCAGCCGUCGCCUCCAAAGUGUAUGUCCAGAGGGACUACAACUCGGGUAAAAUCUGCAAGUUCCAGACCAAGUUCCCCUCAGAGCUGGAGUCCAGGGUUGAUAAGCAGCAGUUUGAGGAGACGAUGCAGACACUUAACAACCUUUACGCCGAGGCUGAGAAAAUUGGUGGCAAGUCUUACCUGGAGGGCUGCUUGGCCUGCAUGACCGCCUAUACAAUCUUCCUCUGUAUGGAGACCCACUAUGAGAAAGUGUUGAAGAAAAUCGCUAGGUUCGUCAAGGAGCAGAAUGAGAAGAUCUACGCUCCUCUGGGACUCCUGCUGACAGACCCAAUAGAGAGAGGUCUCAGGGUUGUAUCCAUUACUGUCUUGGAGGCUCACACAAACAGGGUUGAAAUCACCAUUUUUGAGGACAGAAGUAUUGGCUCUGGAAGAUGAACCACACCAAAGGAUGGCCUAUUUGACCUGGUGCAUCUCAAUUAUUUCACCACACCCAUCAAUAAUUCCUUCUGGAUGUAGAUGGAUGUCUUUCUGGAUGUAGAUAAUUGUUUUUAUUUAUUUCACAAAAGGGAUGGGCUAUGUGUGCUAGUAACCUAUAACCCGCUGAAACAAACACUCCCUGUUUUUACAUGUUUAUUGAGAUUAUUAAUUUGAACAUGUGAAAAUGUCUUAUUCUAGUUAACCAAUACCACACCUUUAUUAUGAAUGGUGCCGUUUUCUUUUGUAUUGCCAUUUUAAACUCUUACUCAUUAAAGGUGCAUUGUGUAAUAUCUCCAAAUACAAAUUGCCUUUAAAGGUGUAGUUCACCCACAGUUUUUAAACCUGUGUUUAAUAUACCCUCUUUGGUUCACCAAAAUUACAACAUUAGCAAGAUGGUUCCUUAACUUGACAGUUGUCUACGGGCCAGGAGAAACUGUAAUCCACGACGAUACAUAUUUUUCUACUAAGCUGCUGACACCAACUGGGUGAUUCUCAUGAAACUGGCACUUGACAACAAGAAAUAAACACAUUUUCCACCACAAUUCCUCUAAGAAUAGGAUCUUUAGUUAUCUAUUUCAGAAUUAUUGUUAUGUUUAUUUAUCAGAUAUUAUGCAUUUCCACAACUACCAAUGCAAACACUUUCAUUACCGUAAUAGUUUUCAAAGUCCCCAAAAAGUAAGACAAACCAAUUUCUAUAUAUUUUUUUAACAUUGCUCACCUAAUGAAAAGGCCUGAGUUAAACACUGAAAACAAAUAUAUUUCAAAUUAAAUUAUUCAUGUGUUUUGUAAUUUUUCAUAACUGCAACAUACAACCUUUUCUGAAUCUUGUUUUUUUGGUGAUAAUUACUUGUUUUUAUGUAUCCAAAGAUAAAGAACAAAAGGCACACUAUCAAAUUAAGCCAACAUUACAAGUAUACAUUUGACUUUUUGUAAUAUUUCCUAAAUAUUGGUUUAUUACGGUAAUGAUAAGUUGGAUCCGGCGAUGAGAAUACAUGGUUUGGUAAUGAGUGUUGCAUAGUUUGCAGUUUAAAAACUGUACUGAGCUCUGUUAGAUUCAUCAUCAAAAUGUGUCAUUUGUCAAUCCCAAAUUAUUUGGGUAAUAUGAAAAUCACUGGUCUUAAUACAAUUGACUAAAAUACCUUAAUUUAGCAUAAGUACUGUAAUUACGUGCAUAUAUUUUCGAAAGUGGACUUAAGCAUAAAAAGGUGACACUUUCUGCAGGUAAUAUUGGUGUAUUAGGAUGUGGAUAUGUGUGGUUCUAAGGUAUUUUAGAUGGGUUUGUAAAUUGAAUGGCAUUUUAUGGGCAAAUGGCAUAGCAUGAUGUGCCAAAAAAGUAUCUGUGGGAUAUUUACAAAAAAGAGAGGUAAAACAAGUACACAUGUCAAAAAGUGACAGGGCUGCUCUUUGUUGAAACAAACUCCAGAUUGUGGCUUUAGGUAAAUUAAAUGGAGUUUACACCCAUAAUUAUUUGAUCCUACUUAAUCGAAUAACUGAUGUUUUACCAAAAAUCUAUACAAUAGGUGUAAGCUGUAGUCCUAGUAAAUAAUUUGUUACCACCACAACACACCCAUCAACUAUACAUUUAAAUGAGGUUAUUAUCGUUACCGAAAUUAAGGUUCUCAUUAACGAAAGACAUAAGUGAUGCGGUAAUGAGAGGCACUUAGCUCAGUCUGCUGUCUCCUAUUGCUUGCAAAUGGACCACAUCACUAAAGCCCAUUCAUGCCUCCAUGCUGGUAAGGUGAUGGUUCUCCAAGUUUUUUGUUUUUCCCAAUUUUAGCAUUUCUCUCAUUUUGGUAAUGAGGUCGUCAAGUGUCGUAAAGGGGAGAAUAAGAUCCUCAUUCUGAAGACAUAAAUAAAGAUUAAAUUAACUUUAAGGACUACUUCUCUAGAUGAAGCAUCAUGGGUGAAUAAAACUUUAUAAAAAAUGAAUAUAGGAGUUUUUACAGCCAUUUGAAAAAGUGUUACGGUAAUGAGAAACAUGUCCACAGACACUCUUUUUAUGUAAUAAAUAUAGUUUAAUGUAAACUUCCAACUAGUACAGAAUUUUUAUGAUUUAUCCUCAAACUGCAGAAACAUAGUGUUUAUUCAAAUAAGUUAGGUUUUUCUAGUAAUAGUAGUACCAUUUUAUAAAAUUACCCAAUUUUAAUCCGGAUGCAUUUUGGUAAUGAUAAUUUGGGGUGAAAAUGUAAGGCACUAUGCCAUAAACUAAGCAUCUUAGUCUUAAGAAUGAUUGUUGCAGAUGCAUCAUGGUUUUAUAACUCAAUUUGUUACUGCUAUGGUUAAAAGUUGUUUCGUGAGAAUCACCCAACUGCUAACUUGAGCAUUAAUGACCAAAAACAAUGAGAGGGGAAUGGGGCAUUGCUAGCGCGUUCCAACUUGUGGAUUUUUGUUCUUGGAGGCUGCAAACUUAAGACAGUAACAACAUUUCAAUGCUGAUAAGUUUCUGGUUUAUGAUUUGUUAUUUCAGGUAUUACUAAAUUGUACUCCUCACAAAUCAACAAAGUUCAUGCUAAAAUGUGACAUACUGUACCUUUUAUUCAGCCUCCUGUCAUUUUGUAUGCAAAUGUUCAUGAAGAGAACUAAGAGUUGGUGUGGGUGCACUUUUGGCCACCUUAGCGGGCUAUUCAAUAUGAACUUGUUUCGUAUGCAACAUGUUGUGUGGGUCUGCAUAGUAUUAUGAAGAUGUCUGUUCUGUAGUGACGGUUAACCACAGUGUUUUAAGCACACAGGUUACCUGUUAUUGCCAAUAUGAAUCAGGUUUUCACAUUGGCUAGUUUAAUUUAUGAAUUUGUAAGAAAAGGUAAAAAAUCACUUACCUAGAUCUGACCUCAAUAUUGUCACUGCUUAGCUUGACUUAAUGUGAAUUGACAGGAAUUGGGACUCCAACCCUGACUGUGGUUUAGCAUAAUUAUGAAGAGUUUUUAGACUACCCCAUAUCCUUGAUGUUGUCCAAUUAUGUGUAAAUAAUUAUUGACCACAACACAAAAUCACCACAGAAACCUUAAGCAUGCUUUGACUCUCAAUGGUGUAUACGACUGCCUGUUAAUUCCUAAUUAUUGUAUUGUUUGUUCUUGUUCUUAUUAUAUGUACUGUAUCGAUUAAUAAACUAUUUUCUUGAAAAAUCUAAAAAGCCAUACUCAAUUAAAUAUAGCAUGCAUCAAAUUGCAUACAGUUUUGUUUUUACUAGAUCACCUGUGAUGGUAGCUAGCUAGACAAAAAUGGCAAAUGAGUCCUUACCAUUUUUAAUAGCAGUUAACAAUAUUCUGCAGUCAAUGGCGUAAUCGUUCAUUAGCAAUAUAAUAAAAUGCCGUUUAUGGCUGCAUUCUGCGCCUGCUCAUAAGGGGACGCAUUUACACAGAUGGAACCAGCAAUAAUUAUUUGGAAGGGGCUGGCUACUUUUUCUGUUCUUUAAGCGUUGGCUGCCUAUGCUUGGUAAUGUUGUUUGUGUCUGUUGUGUUCAUAGGUUGUAAUGCUUUUCAAUUCUUUCAACCCCAAAAAAUAGCUUGGUAACUUAGUAGUGAUGGGAAAACAAAACUUCCUGAAGAAUUGAGCAUGUCUAGUCAAUUGUGUCAAACAGAGCCCCACAGUGGAGGUGUCAUAAUACCCAUAAAACUGCUAAAUGUUUCCAAUAAUUUUUCCCAUAGGGAAUUUUAGAAAUAUGUAAAAUAAGGGAUGUGUUUGGUGUAGGCAUACCCUGGCUUGAUGGUUUGAUAACCGUGUACAUUUCUCUCAGACAAGGUGACUUGAAACUACAUGUAUGAUAUUUUGUUGUAAUGUUUACCCCAUUUCCCUCCCCCCGAAUUUUGUGAUUACGAUAUUGCCUCAUCACUGCAACUCCCGGAUGGGCUCGGGGGAGGCGAAGGUCGAGUCAUGCGUCCUCCGAAACACCAAUGUGUCGGAGGAAACACCGUUCAACUGACGACCGAAGUCGGCCGGCAGGCGCCCGGCCUGCCAUGAGUCACUAGAGCAUAAUGAGCCAAGUAAAUCCCCCCCAAAUUUGAUGUCAUUGUAUGUGAAAUUGUCAAUAUUAAUAUUCUUUGAAAUUAAUAAAUCAUGUAACUCCUCCCAGAAAGUGGUAAUAUGAUCACAGGAAAAUAAAACAUGUUCAGUAGUUUCAAUGUCAUUCCCACAAAAUGUUGUCAUUACGCUCUACAUUGAAUUUCAAUCUUAAAAAUGUAUUUGACGGAUAAAUAAAAUUUAGAAUUUUUAAAUGGUUCUCUUUGGCCUUGGGUAAUAUAGAGAAAGACAAAUAUUUGUAUUAUUUUUUUGUUCUUAUUGUCUUGGUUACAGAUACAUUAAAAACAAUUGACAGUU